Molecule: messenger RNA, 933 nt
Organism: Cyprinus carpio (common carp)
Lineage: Eukaryota; Metazoa; Chordata; Actinopteri; Cypriniformes; Cyprinidae
Product: chemokine XC receptor 1-like
Biological process (GO): phospholipase C-activating G protein-coupled receptor signaling pathway; positive regulation of Rho protein signal transduction
Cellular component (GO): membrane
Molecular function (GO): G protein-coupled receptor activity
Source: RefSeq, a predicted model, not a curated record
AUGAGUAACCCUACAGUGAACUUCCUCUUACCUGAAGCAUCUACAAACUCCACAACUCAGUCUAUUGGGAUACUGGACAGUCUGAACAUUUGUGCGUACAGCAUAGGUUUUCUGUUUGGUCUUCCUUCACAGUUCUAUGUUCUAUGGCUCAUCAUCACAGGAACAGGAAAUGGAGUUGCACCAGAGUUCUUCAUCCUUAAUCUCUCUGUUUGUGAGAUUGGUAUCUGUCUAAAAUGUUUUGUAUAUACAUUAUCAUAUUGGUUUUUACAUCUCUCAACACUGAAACUAUUUUUUGUGGGACUUACCAUCACUGGUCGUCCUCUGUUUCAGUGUUUGAUGUGUGUUGAGCGUUACCUGGCAGUGGUUCAUCCUGUAACCUUUCUGAAGUACAAACCUCUCAGAUAUAGAGUGAUCUGCUGCACUGCUGCCUGGAUAAUUAUUAUUGGCUCCUGCUUGUGCUGUUUGUUUACUAUGGUCUCACAAAACAUUGUAUAUAUAUGGCUCUUGUCUAUGCAGUUCCUCCUCUUCUUCUCCAUUCAGUUGUUUUGUCUUGUGGCUGUUCUCAGAGCUCUGAAGCAGUCAGGACCAGGACAGAGAGGAAGACAGAGAGAGGAGGAACACAACAUGAAGAGAAGAGUGUUUUAUCUCAUUCUAGUAACUACUGCAAGCAUGGCUAUCAUAUAUGGCCCAUAUAUAAUCAUAGGAUUCUUUACAAUUAUGAUAAAUGAGUUCAUGCAUCCACUUUGGUUUAUUGCUUUUAUUUGUUAUAUACUGUCUGGUUUUGUGGACCCUGUUCUUUAUCUGCACCGUACAGGAAAACUCUCCUGUCUCCGUUUGCCAUAAUAUUUUCAACUGUCAUUUUUAGGUAGAUUAAUAUAGUUAAUGUAGAUAUAGAUUCAGCUUUUGUGUCUUUGCAGUUUAAAGUGGCUCAGA